GGACCAUCCUCGUAGGCUCCUGCCCGCAGGCCGCGAGCGCGAAGACCAGGCGGCGGUGUGGACGCCAGACCAGGCGAGGGCGAGACUUACAUGUGUGGGGAACCAGACCAGAAACACUUCUGAGUCAAGAGCUUGGAUUCUGAAGUGUGGAAAGCACUGAGACGUGAAGAUGAGUGAACUUGACCAGCUGCGGCAGGAGGCCGAGCAACUGAAGAACCAAAUUAGAGAUGCCCGUAAAGCAUGUGCAGAUGCGACGCUUUCUCAGAUCACAAACAACAUUGAUCCAGUGGGAAGAAUCCAAAUGCGAACCAGGAGAACACUGAGGGGGCAUCUGGCAAAGAUUUAUGCCAUGCACUGGGACACAGACUCAAGGCUCCUUGUCAGCGCCUCUCAGGAUGGGAAACUCAUCAUCUGGGACAGCUAUACCACAAACAAGGUUCAUGCCAUCCCUCUGCGCUCCUCUUGGGUCAUGACCUGUGCAUACGCUCCUUCUGGGAAUUAUGUGGCUUGUGGUGGCCUGGAUAACAUCUGCUCCAUUUACAAUCUGAAAACUCGUGAAGGAAAUGUGCGUGUGAGUCGUGAGCUGUCAGGACACACAGGUUAUCUAUCCCGUUGCCGGUUUCUGGAUGACAAUCAGAUAGUUACCAGCUCUGGAGACACCACAUGUGCCCGGUGGGACAUCAAGACCGGCCAGCAGACAACCACGUUUACUGGACACACUGGAGAUGUCAUGAGCCUGUCUCUUGCUCCUGACACCAGACUGUUUGUCUCUGGUGCUUGCGAUGCUUCGGCCAAGCUCUGGGAUGUCCGAGAAGGGAUGUGCCGGCAGACCUUUACAGGACACGAGUCUGACAUCAAUGCCAUAUGUUUCUUUCCCAAAGGCAAUGCCUUUGCCACUGGCUCAGACGAUGCUACAUGCAGGCUGUUUGACCUUCGUGCAGACCAGGAGCUCAUGACCUACUCCCAGGACAACAUUAUCUGUGGUAUCACAUCUGUUUCCUUCUCUAAGAGUGGCCGCCUCCUCCUCGCUGGCUAUGACGACUUCAACUGUAAUGUCUGGGAUGCACUCAAAGCUGACAGAGCAGGUGUCCUAGCUGGACAUGACAACCGAGUCAGCUGCUUGGGGGUGACUGAUGAUGGCAUGGUUAUGGCCACAGGAUCCUGGGACAGCUUCCUCAAGAUCUGGAACUAAGGCAGUAGCAGGGGGAUGGAUGCCAUGGCGACUGGAAGACCAUUCCAACCUUGAAGCGUUACUGCGAUAGCAUAUCCUAUCCAACCAUACUAACGUGGACACCCACACCUCCCCUCAGAACUUCAAAAGGGCAAGAUCUUUUUUUCCUUCACUUAUUGCUGAAACCAAGAGCACAACUCCCAUUAAGAGAAGGAUCUCUGUGCUGUAAACUAAAACAAAUUGUGCAUUUUUCUGGGGCCAUUGUCUUUGGUUUAUUUUGUUUUGUUUUGUUUUGUCGUGGUCAAAUUUUUAAAGGAAAUACUACAAUAAAAAUGUUAACCAGAAGGUAA
This is a messenger RNA of Rattus rattus (black rat), 1521 nucleotides long. RefSeq names its product guanine nucleotide-binding protein G(I)/G(S)/G(T) subunit beta-1-like. NCBI's taxonomy places the organism in Eukaryota, Metazoa, Chordata, Mammalia, Rodentia, Muridae. Gene Ontology annotation, molecular function: signaling receptor complex adaptor activity; protein binding. Gene Ontology annotation, cellular component: heterotrimeric G-protein complex; cytoplasm. Bases 170 to 1192 code for a protein of 340 amino acids. The record is from RefSeq and is a predicted model, not a curated record. Gene Ontology annotation, biological process: G protein-coupled receptor signaling pathway. The transcript has a single exon.